Molecule: messenger RNA, 510 nt
Organism: Rubroshorea leprosula
Lineage: Eukaryota; Viridiplantae; Streptophyta; Magnoliopsida; Malvales; Dipterocarpaceae
Source: the annotation of a GenBank genome assembly
GGCGUUCGUUUCAAUCAAACUCAAAAGGCCCUAGAUAUCGAUCGAGUAGCAAAAUUGGCAUCCCAAAAGGCAGUGGUGAUCUUCAGCAAGAGUUCACGUUGCAUGUGUCAUGUAAUCAAGAGACUGUUCUAUGAGCAAGGGGUGAGUCCUGCCAUCUGUGAGCUCGGCCAAGACUCGAUGGGGAAGGAAAUGGAGUCGACCCUUAUGCGGCUAGGGUGCAACCCAGUACCUGCGGUUUUCAUUGGGGGUAAGUUCGUUGGCUCUGCCAACACUAUCAUUACGCUCUACCUCAAUGGCUCCUUGAAAAACCUGCUAAAAAAUGCAGGUUGAUAUAUAACCAUAUAGCCUUUGGAGCCAAAUUAGCCUCAUAACCAUAUACCAUACAUAUAUACAUAUAUAGUGUUUUUCUUUUUUUUAACCAUCAUUUUAAUGUAAUCCGACUGCUCACUUUUGUACUAAUUAAAAUAACUACAUAUAGAGAAUCCAUUUUAAUAUAUAUCUUUACAACUU